Messenger RNA from Macrobrachium nipponense, 6424 nucleotides. RefSeq lists its product as uncharacterized. NCBI's taxonomy places the organism in Eukaryota, Metazoa, Arthropoda, Malacostraca, Decapoda, Palaemonidae. Bases 357 to 5351 code for a protein of 1664 amino acids. The transcript is spliced from 6 exons. The record is from RefSeq and is a predicted model, not a curated record.
GCGCGGAGAGUAACGUAUCCCUAAGUGAUUCACGGCAAAUACAAUAAUGUCCCGGUUGACCUGCAGCAGGAUGUCAGUCUGACUUGUUGAUACAGCCAGCACACGGUGACGAACAGCUAGCUAGUAGAGUUAUAGCGAAGUUCACCGGAACAAUAUGAAUGUGGAUUCAUUAAUGAAUAAGUGUUUGAUGUUAUGAAGCAGGUGGUGUGACAGUGAUGAUAUUGUGAUGAAGAAGGAAUCUGCAUUGUCGACCUUGCACCUCGGGAGGAGAUAACUAAUCGAACGAGACGGAAUAAACUCAAGUGCCUGGAAGGGAGAGCACGACUCCAGUUUCGAGAUCAGAAGGCCCAGACUUAAUGAUGGCAAGCUCUCCACCUACUAGUCCUUCAGCACCUUCAGCACACUCACUGUACAGCACGGAAGAGAAGAAUCUUAUCCGUUUAGGCAGCAUUCACAAGAAAGUUGCAACUAAAGUUCUACACUUUGUGUUUGAAAAGGGAUCUUCUGCCAGACUGCAUAAUGUAUCUCUGAUGGAAUUCUAUAGAAGCCAAGGUAUUGACGAUACAAAAUUUUUGAAAAAGCUAUAUGAGGCCCAGAAGAUAACUAUUAUUUCUGAUGAUCAAGGACAUUCAUUCGACAUCACACUGCUGUAUUACUGUCUCAGGAAUGGAAGUCAUGGCCUGGCAGAGACAGAACAUGAAAACUGGAGAAAUAAGGACCAGGCAAGUAUUGAAUCACUUCUCACAAUUAUCAAGAAUAAGAGGAACAAACUCGCACACGAGCAGCCUAGUUACACCAAUGAACAAUUGAUCCGUGAGGCAACAGAGCUCAAAGAACAGUUGAUCAAGAUUCUCAAGUUUAGUGGGCAGCUUUAUAAUGUUCCUGAAGCAGUUGUCAACAAGGAAAUUUCUUUUGUUGAAUCGAGCAUCAAACGUUACCUCUAUGAAGAUUUUGAGCCCAGGAGCUUUGAGGAAUACAAAAAUCAACUAUUUUUCGAAGCCCAGAUUGACUACGUCAACGACGAAGGAGUUAAAGAUGUUUUAGAACAGUAUGACAAGAUCUUUGAAGAUCGAGUGAGCACAGUCAACCAUCUUGCUAAAAUCAGUCUCCCACUGGAUGAUAUCUAUACUGAACUGAAGCUGAAAGGUCAACUGAAAACUGGGCAAGAGGCGCCAACUACUUACAAUGAUAUAUUGUCUGAUACACAUCAAAAAGAAAAUUCAGUCAUUGUGAUCAGUGGUCCUGCAGGUACAGGUAAAACCACACUGACCAAAAAGGUGAUAAGGGACUGGAGAACAAAGCAGAGCACCAUGCAACAUCUUACGAGUCAUGCUCAUCUCUUAAAAGCCCAAAUGAGGAACACUGCUCUGAGGUCCUUUGAUGAUCUGUUACAUCAUCUCAUGCCUACAGUGUCAAAGGACUUCAAGUCUGGCGAUUUGAAGAAGGUUCUGCUUCGGCAGAAAAUCUUGGUUAUCUUAGAUGGCUUGGAUGAACUUAAUAACUCAUCGGCAAAACUCUUUGAUGAACUGCUGUAUCUUAAAGAGAGUUUUGGCUUUACGCUCAUGAUCACAACUAGACCUGAGAAAAUGAGAUAUAUAGAGAAAAAACUGUUGGGCCAUGACAUCAAAAUGAAGCAUCUGCUUCUGAUAGGCAUCCCCUCACAAAAGAAGUAUGAGUUUGUCAAGAAAUACCACAGCGAAAUUUCAAAACUCGUGCCAGACGGCCGGAAUAUCGAAGAACUUUUGAACUAUCUGAAAAAGACAGAGCAUCGAUUAGAGGACUUAUGGAGGGUACCAUACAACCUAGCUUUACUCACAAUCCUUUGGGUAUAUGGCCAUGUGGAUGUGACGAACAUCAACACUGCUCCAAAACUGUACACUGAGAUACUAAAACUUCAGAAAUUAAAGCUAAAAGAACGUCUCAGGUCUAACGAAACCACACAGUCACUUGAAGAAGAAGAUCUCGACAAACGAAUAGAAAAUUUCUUAUACAGUUUGGGAAAAGAAGCCAUAAUCGGCUUGAAAAAUGACCACAUCAAUCUGCCACCAGAAUCUUAUGAGAGACUCGAGAAAGUAUCUAGUAUCAACGCAGUUCCCAGUCAAGAAAUGAUAGGAGCUUUUCUCCAGCGCGUACCAGGCUCAGAGGUUAUCUACAGUUUUCCACACAAGGGUCUACAGGACUAUCUCUCAGCUUUGUAUAUUUGGAUGGAACUGAUGGGGAAAGAUCACAACUACGAUAUUGAGGACAUUCAAAAAUGCAUUAACGAGCUCUUACUCCAGAAGAAGGUCCUUCCAGAUGCAAGCAAAGACAUCUGCGACUUUACCAAGGAGAGGCUGGAAAGUUCAAUGAGCAAAGAUCAAAUUGGAUUCACAGCCAAAACUCUUGGGUACAUAAUCCCAAAAUACAGGGCGUCAUCAAUCAUCCACAGAAUGUUUGCAGAACUACAUGGCUCAUCCAAUUAUGACCUUCCCAAAUUUCACAAUGUUUUCAUCUGUCUGAUAGGGAUGUUUUCCUUGGAGAAACAGGAGAUCAAAGAAAGAAACAAGUUAGAGGCGCUGAACUUCCUUCAGGAGUCUGGAGUGAGAGACAAGGAGUCUUGGAUCUCCAUCCUAAAUUCUGUAGAAUGUGACAACUAUGUCGCCUCCUUCAUUUGUAAGCAACCCAAGAUUCUAGGGAAUGCGAUUAAGAUAACCGAUUCCUCACUCUACGCUUACAUGUCUCUCAUGAAAGCUCUCAAAAGACCACGGAAGGAUAUCGGCAACGUGAAAGUGGACAUCGAGGUUAAAGGAGAUCUAAAUGGGUCCCACAGCUUGCUAAAACUCAUCCAUUCCUGUCAUUUCAAGCUGAGGAAAAUAUUGAUAACUGAAAAUAAUAUUGAUGAUUAUACAACAAUGCUAAGGAACCUGGAGAUGGACCACUCUAAUAAGUCAGAGGUGGAUGUUGAUGUGUGUAUUGAUGGAGACCUCCUAAGAACAACCGAAGUUGUGAAGCAGAUUAAGGAAAAAAACUUCGUUAUCAGAACUUUGAAGGUGAGAGAUUUUGAAAUUGAUAACUCAAAUGCCAGUAAGUACAUUGCUGCAUUUAGAUCUUUCCCAAGCCUUCAGCAAGAUGCUGUACAAACAACUUUAAACCUUAACAUAGAUGGGGAUUUUGCUGAAAGCGGGGAGUUACUACAACUAAUCACUCACCUCCACAUGAGAAUAGGGAGACUUCUGAUUAAUGAAAGCAAUCUCAGUAAAUAUGGCGCAGUGCUGAAUACAUUCAAGGACCCUCCAAAAUGUGUUAAUAACUGCGAAGUAGAACUGUUAUGUCCCAAUACAGAUAUAUUUGAGCUAGGAAACACCCUAAACGAUAUCAAAAAGAACAAAUGCUACAUAAGAAAGCUGCAAGUUAAGGACCUCAAAAUUGAUGAUGACAAUUUGGCUGAGUGCAUAUUGCUUCUGAGAAACUUGUCGCCUGUUUGCAAAACUCUACUUGAUAGCAACGUGGGUGUGAAUCUCUGUAUGAAAACGGACAUGGAAAACUUACAUGGCUUGAUGACAUUAGUCAACUAUUUUCAUUUCAAGGUAAGAAGUAUAAUAAUAACAAACCAAAACUUUUUGAAAUACGUCAGUUUCGUACAGGACCUCAUGAUCUCAGAGGAAGAUGCCCAGUAUGUGAAAGUUGACUUUGAGGACAAAGUCAACCUUUUGGAAUAUCGAGAUCUACUAAAGCAGAUAAAGAACAAAGGAUUCGCAGUUGGGAAAAUCAAACUGGUUGAUGAUGUCACCAUCUGUGACAAUAACGCUCAGGAAUAUUCUGACGUUAUUACAUCUCUACCUGAAUUUGAAGAAGUUGCCUCUGAAGGGAAGAUCUAUCUAAGUAUGAAGAGAGAUUUAAUCGAAACGAAAGACCUGUUGAAGAUGGUCAGCAAAAAACACUUUUUGACAGGGCACUUGGUGUUAAAGGAUGGGGCCAUUUCCAUAACUGAAGAUAAGGUCCAGGAAUACUUGGAAAUAUUUUCCUAUUUGUCAAAAAUAGAUGAGGUGUCUUCCACAGCUUCUCUGGGGAGAAUUGACGUCGACGUAAAGAGUAACGUGGCUGGGUGUAAGGCUCUGCUGAAACUGAUCAGAGAUAUGAACUUUCACAUAAGAACACUGAGAAUGAAUGAAGAAAACAUUUCUAUAACAAACAGUAACUUAGAAUCAUACGCAGAAUUUUUUUCAGUGUUGCCUAAGCUUGAGGAAGGGGCUUUUGAGGGGAAAAUAAACAUUAAAGUCAACAAAAGUGUGAAAGAUGUUAAAGGAUUCCUUGAAAUGAUCAGUGACAGAGGAAUGGUCGUUGGAAAUUUGGAGACAAACGACCGCACCAUUACUAUAACUGACGACAAUGAAGGGGAGUCCAUGGAAUUGCUUACGUCCCUACCAAAGCUCGAGAGAGGCGCAUUCCGCGCCAAUGUUGACAUAAACCUUAGUAAAAGCCUGGAUGCCAUUCAGGGCUUGCUAAAACUGAUUCACGAGAAGCAACCGACGAUCACCAAAUUAGAAUACAUCAGAAAGGACAUCAGCAUUAAUGACGACAGCCUGAAACUCUACUGUAACUUUUUCGCCUCUCUGCCCGACUUCAUGGAGGGCUCGUUCACGGAGAGGAUCAGGGUGAUCAUAGAAAACGGGAACUCAGACCCCACGCCUUUGCUCAACGAAGUCAGCAGGUUGCGAAUGGAUGUUGAUCUCGAAAUGUCUUGUAACUUUCAGAGGCCAGGGACGUUUACAGAUGCAACGGUCAAUGCAAUUAAUGAAGUCUUUCAGACGUGUCAAGUGACGUCAUACACAGGGCAACUGGACAACAUUGCCACCGUCCCGACUUCUCUGCGGAACUUGCACGCGAGCAUUGGCGACCACAACGCCUUCAGACCUCUUAAGCAAGCGGUUCUCUCCGGAAAACACCAACUUCGCAAUCUGAGCCUAUCCAUCGAGUCCAUAGCAGCUGUGAGCAAACACCUCCUAGUCCCAAUUAACGUGGGAAUCCUUUCGUAUCCUUCGCUCUUCCUUCCCGACCUCGAGGUGGGCACCAGGAAGAAAGGAUGCGAGAUCGCCAAGAGCCUCGUGCCCACCGACUCCGGCGAGCUGGGAACCGUCUUCUUUCCGAGAUGCAGAGACGACCCAACAGAAUUAAUACUCCAGUUGAAGGAGUCAGGAGUCAGGGUCCACUUCUCCAUCGUCCUGCCGACCUCCUUGGCACCAACCUCACCUCAGGACAGAGUGACACUGGCCAACUUGUACAGGGAGGAAAUUGGAUCGGCGGAGGGAAUCUCUUGGGGAAGACCUGAUUGGAGCGAGGCUGGGAGCAUCUUUGACGUGGAUACUUGGUGAAAUGAUUUUGUCAUUCGUCACACGAUGGAACUUCGGCUUUUACACAAGACAAUCAUGCAAUUAUUAGUAUUAUGUUGGAAUAUCCAAAAGGAAUCCCACUGGCUGGCCUCGAAUGCUUUAAUGUACAAAUGGAUGAAAAAAAAGCAUACAGAAGAUAAUAAAUUACAUUAGCAGUUACAGAAUCUUACAAAAUAUUUUGCAUGAAAGACAGAAUUUUACAGUCACAGCAUUUUGAUCAUUUUUCCUUGUAUUAUAUGAUCCGUUAGAAUGUAGCUCCACUGUGAAUCUAGAGUAGCCUUAAGUUUCUGGUUGUUUGUAUGGUGUUUUUACGUUGCAUGGAACCAGUGGUUAUUCAACAACGGGACCAACGGCUUUACGUGACUUCCGAACCACGUCGAGAGUGAACUGCUAUCACCAGAAAUACACAUCUCUCACCUCUCAGUGGAAUGCCCGAGAAUCGACCUCGCGGCCAUCGAGGUGGCACGCCAACACCAUACCGACCACGCCACUGAGGCGCUUAGAGUAGCCCUGAGGAACACCUAGUAAGGGUGUUUGAAACAGCAGUUGGAGUAUAUUGAUGACUAAAUAUAACAGUACUGUAACACUUUUUGUUUAUCCAUCCCUGGAGGAUGGAAAAUGCACAGGGGUCAUUUGAAGACUUUCCAGUCAGUAGUUAAGGACACGUGUGCCUUGGAGCUUCAAGAAAAGGCAGACGACACUCAUAACAGAUCAUGGUUUCACUUUUUUUUUUUUUUUUUUAGUGGGCGUUGGUUAUUACCUCUAUUCACAUAACCAUAAAACUAGAACAGCCUAAUAAGCGUUUCUCGCGCGUUAUGUGUUUAACAAACUGCAUUGCAGAAAAAGAUAAAAAAGAAAAAGAAAAGGUUAUUUGAACAGGUUGUCCUAAAUAAAAAAGAAAAUCGCCACCUCUCUCCAAAUUGCUCCUUUAUUAAUUCUAUCAAUUCUGUCAUAUCCAUUGUUCAUGCUUUUAAUUAAACUUCUUCUUUGGUACCUGUAUUUCUGUCAUCUGUCUCAAUUUCUAGAGAGGGAGAGAGAGAGAGAGAGAGAGGUUC